Molecule: messenger RNA, 1152 nt
Organism: Trichomycterus rosablanca
Lineage: Eukaryota; Metazoa; Chordata; Actinopteri; Siluriformes; Trichomycteridae
Gene: gfi1ab
Product: growth factor independent 1A transcription repressor b
Exons: 6
Coding region: 1-1152 (383 amino acids)
Biological process (GO): embryo development; urogenital system development; regulation of transcription by RNA polymerase II
Cellular component (GO): nucleus
Molecular function (GO): DNA-binding transcription factor activity, RNA polymerase II-specific; RNA polymerase II transcription regulatory region sequence-specific DNA binding
Source: RefSeq, a predicted model, not a curated record
AUGCCUCGGUCCUUCCUGGUGAAGAGCAAGAAAGCUCACAGUUACCACCAGCCGAGGAGUUUAGUGGAUGACUACAGCAGACUCGAUACCAUUGUAGCUCAUAUAUGCACAGACAGUAAGAGUGCGGAUGAACCAGAUGUGGAUGCAGAUGUUGGAACAGCGGAAGCCGCUGCGGUCUUCAAGCUCGCGGACUCGGUGACUGUGUGCGCGCGCUCUCCGCUCAGCUGCAGCGGCGGCAGCGCGUGCGAUCGCUCCUCCGAUUAUGAGGACUGCUGGAGACCUCCAUCACCAUCAGCAUCACCAGACUCUGAAAAGUCCUUUUCACCAAGCGUGGAUGAAACACAGCCCUUUGUGGUGCCCUUCGAUCCAUGGAACAACAGCUAUUCAGGGUCUGACAGACAGCUUGUCCGGCAGAGCUUCAACCAUCAUCGUCAUCCGUCAGUCAAUUAUUAUGAGGAAAGAAUGGUUGGACCUUCUCUGUUUGCUGAGAGGGGAUCUGGGCCGGGUAUUUACAGCAAUUAUGACUCUGCAAAUCUGUUCGAGCGGCCCAUGGCUGCCCCUGGACUUUACGUAGACAGAGACGUUCACAGGCCAGAGAUGAAAACGAAUACAGGAGUGUGCAGUCGACUUCUGCUGAAUGGAGCGUUCAAGUGCAUCAAAUGCAGCAAGGUCUUCUCUACGCCACACGGCCUGGAGGUUCACGUACGCAGGUCCCACAGUGGGACGAGACCUUUCGCCUGCGACAUCUGUGGCAAAACCUUCGGACAUGCAGUCAGUCUGGAGCAGCACAGAUCCGUUCAUUCACAGGAGAGAAGCUUUGAUUGUAAGAUUUGCGGUAAGACGUUUAAAAGGUCCUCCACCCUGUCCACGCAUCUCCUGAUCCACUCGGAUACACGGCCCUAUCCGUGCCAGUACUGUGGCAAGAGGUUCCAUCAGAAAUCCGACAUGAAGAAACACACCUUCAUCCACACAGGAGAGAAACCACAUAAGUGUCAAGUUUGUGGGAAAGCGUUCAGUCAGAGCUCGAAUCUGAUAACACACAGCCGAAAACACACAGGCUUCAAACCGUUCGGCUGUGACCUCUGUGGAAAAGGCUUCCAGCGUAAAGUGGACCUGAGGAGACACAAGGAGACACAGCACGGACUGAAGUGA